ACUUUCUACUACCAUUGCAUUUAUUUUCAAAGUUCUUCAUUCUGUUUACUUCAUUACUCUUUCAAUCUAAACCAAUUUCUCAUUUUUCUUAUCUUUUCAACUCUUUUUUUUCUCAAAAAAUGGCUGAUCCCUUUCUUGGAGUUGUGUUUGAGAAUUUGAUAUCUCUGCUUCAAAAUGAAUUUUCUACUAUUUCUGGAAUCAAGUCAAAGGCUGAAAACCUAUCAACCACCUUAGUUGACAUCAAGGCUGUUCUUGAAGAUGCUGAAAAGAGACAAGUCAAAGACAACUUCAUUAAGGUAUGGCUACAAGACCUCAAAGAUGCUGUUUAUGUGCUCGAUGACAUCCUUGAUGAGUGUUCGAUCAAGUCUAGUCGACUGAGAAAAUUCACAUCUUUAAAGUUUCGCCAUAAGAUCGGUAACAGGUUGAAAGAGAUUACAGGGAGGUUGGAUCGUAUUGCUGAACGUAAGAACAAGUUUUCUCUCCAUACGGGUGUAACUCUUAGGGAAAGCCCAGAUCAAGCUGCUGAAGGGCGCCAAACCAGCUCCACCCCUCUUGAAACAAAAGUGUUAGGAAGAGACGAUGAUAAAGAAAAGAUUGUCCAGUUUCUUCUUACCCUUGCGAAGGACUCUGACUUUAUUUCUGUCUAUCCCGUUGUUGGUUUAGGUGGUAUUGGAAAAACAACUCUUGUUCAAUUGAUCUACAAUGAUGUUAGGGUGAGUCGCAAUUUUGAUAAAAAAAUUUGGGUUUGUGUUUCUGAGACUUUCUCGGUCAAAAGGAUUUUGUGUUCUAUUAUAGAAUCUAUCACAAGAGAGAAGUGUGCUGACUUUGAUUUAGAUGUAAUGGAAAGAAAGGUGCAAGGAUUGUUGCAAGGGAAAAUAUAUUUGCUGAUUUUGGAUGAUGUGUGGAAUCAAAAUGAACAAUUGGAAUUUGGGUUAACACAAGAUAGAUGGGAUCAUUUGAAAUCUGUUUUGUCGUGUGGAUCAAAAGGUAGUUCCAUUUUAGUGUCCACUCGUGAUGAGGAUGUUGCAACAAUCAUGGGAACAUGGGAAACUCACCGUUUGUCUGGUCUCUCUGAUAGUGACUGUUGGUUGUUGUUCAAACAACAUGCAUUUAGACGUUACAAAGAGCAUACAAAGUUUGUGGAAAUUGGAAAGGAGAUAGUAAAGAAAUGUAAUGGAUUGCCUCUUGCAGCAAAAGCAUUGGGGGGUUUGAUGAGCUCAAGGAAUGAAGAAAAGGAAUGGCUUGAUAUUAAAGACAGUGAGCUUUGGGCUUUACCACAAGAAAAUUCUAUUUUGCCCGCUUUGAGAUUGAGUUACUUUUAUUUAACACCAACCCUAAAGCAAUGUUUCUCUUUUUGUGCUAUAUUUCCCAAGGAUAGAGAAAUCCUAAAAGAAGAAUUGAUUCGACUUUGGAUGGCUAAUGAAUUUAUUUCAUCUAUGGGUAAUUUGGACGUUGAAGAUGUUGGAAAAAUGGUUUGGAAGGAAUUGUACCAAAAAUCAUUCUUUCAAGAUAGCAAGAUGGAUGAAUAUUUUGGAGACAUUUCUUUCAAGAUGCAUGAUCUUGUCCAUGAUCUCGCUCAAUCAGUAACGGGGAAAGAAUGUAUGUAUUUGGAGAAUGCAAACAUGACUAAUUUGACAAAAAACACACACCACAUAAGUUUUAACUCUGAAAAUUUGUUAUCAUUCGAUGAGGGUGCCUUCAAAAAAGUUGAAUCCUUACGAACAUUGUUUGACUUGGAGAAUUAUAUUCCAAAAAAACAUGAUCACUUCCCAUUAAACAGCUCUCUUCGAGUUUUAAGCACAUCCUCUCUACAAGGCCCAGUAUGGAGUUUAAUUCAUUUAAGGUAUUUGGAACUUUGUUCUCUUGAUAUAAAAAAGUUGCCUAACUCAAUUUACAACUUACAAAAACUGGAAAUCUUGAAAAUAAAAUAUUGUCGUGAACUGAGUUGUCUCCCAAAACGCUUGGUUUGCUUACAAAAUCUUAGACAUAUAGUCAUUGAAGGAUGUGGAUCUUUAUUUCGAAUGUUUCCCAACAUUGGAAAAUUAACUUGUCUAAGAACAUUAAGUGUGUACAUUGUUAGUUUAGAGAAAGGAAAUAGCUUGACAGAGUUACAUGAUCUAAACCUCGGUGGAAAACUGAGUAUCAAAGGAUUAAACAAUGUUGGUAGUUUAUCUGAAGCUGAAGCGGCUAAUUUGAAGGGUAAAAAAGACCUUCAUGAAUUAUGCUUGUCGUGGAUAUCGCAACAGGAAUCUAUAAUUAGAUCUGAGCAAUUACUCGAAGAGCUUCAACCUCACUCAAAUCUCAAGUGCUUGGAUAUAAAUUGCUAUGACGGAUUAUCGUUACCAAGUUGGAUAAUUAUUCUUAGUAAUUUAAUUUCUCUUAAACUUGGGGAUUGCAACAAAAUUGUGCGGCUUCCGUUAUUUGGUAAACUACCAUCUCUAAAAAAACUUAGAGUAUAUGGUAUGAAUAAUCUGAAAUACUUGGAUGAUGAUGAAUCUGAGGAUGGUAUGGAGGUGAGGGCUUUCCCAUCUUUGGAGGUACUCGAAUUACAUGGGUUACCAAACAUAGAGGGGUUAUUGAAAGUGGAAAGAGGGGAGAUGUUUCCUUGUCUUUCUAGUUUGGAUAUCUGGAAAUGCCCUAAACUUGGACUGCCAUGUCUUCCAUCUCUUAAAGACCUCGGUGUCGAUGGACGUAACAAUGAGUUACUGAGGUCAAUCUCUACCUUCCGUGGUCUUACUCAGCUUACCCUAAAUAGUGGUGAAGGAAUAACAUCCUUACCAGAGGAGAUGUUCAAAAACCUUACUUCUCUUCAAUCCCUGUUUGUAACUUUUUUACCACAAUUGGAGUCCUUACCAGAGCAAAACUGGGAAGGUCUUCAAUCCCUUCGAGCUCUACUGAUUUGGGGUUGUAGAGGAUUGCGAUGCUUGCCGGAGGGUAUUCGACACCUCACUUCUCUUGAGCUUCUGUCUAUCAUUGAUUGCCCAACAUUAAAGGAACGAUGCAAAGAGGGAACAGGGGAGGAUUGGGACAAGAUAGCUCAUAUUCCAAGAAUAGAGUUGAUUGAUGUUUAAGAAGCAGAGACGUUUACCCUUAUCUGCCUCAAUCACCAUCGCAAAAAUCUAUUUUACUGGCUUUUCUGUUGAGUUCUUUUGAAGGUAUCCCCCAAAAGAUAUGUUCUAAUAUUCUAAUUCAGGAUUGCCUUUGACACAAGGGUGGGGUCCACAAAUAAAGGGAUUAACAGGAACAAACGUACCUAAUGAUGAAGACGGCAUGGUUCGGGUCGGAGCUCAGUGCACAAUAGAAAGUCUGAUGAUAAGAACAAAGCUCAUGGCAAAAGAUACAAUUAGGUUGAGUUUUGAAUAUUGGUGAAUUGGUGAAUGAUUGUUGGGUGCAGAACAAAGAUCAUGGCAAAAGAUACAAUUACUUUGUUGGGUCAUUUAGGUUGGAAAAAGGCUCAUGUUUUUGGGCACUCAGCGGGUUAUUAUUGUGUAUUUCUGUCUUUUUUAUUGAGUUUUUGAUUUAGUUAAAAUUCAGGUCACAACCAAUGCAUAUUGUGAGAAAUGAGGCCCUGUGUUUGUCAUUCUUGCUUACCAAAGGGAGCACUGUGAUGCUUGGCAUGUUACCAACCAAAGACAGAAAAUCUGCAGAUAUGUUGUGGAAUGCUGCUGAAUCCCAACCAUGUUUGUGUUGGACAAUGUUAAUUGAUCAAGUUGUGUCCACUGCUUCUCCUGAAAGCAAGAGGUGCCAUUUAUUUCUCUUUGAAAUAUGGAUAUUGUUGAAUGCGACGAAUUCAGAUCCUUGCCAGAAGGUAUUUAACACCUCAUUUCACUUGAGUUUAUGAAUAUCCGUGGUUGCCCAAAAUUAAAGGAGUGUAAGGAGAGAACAGGAGAGGAAUGUGACAAGAUACCACAUAUUCCAAAAAUUGUUUAUUGGAAUGAAGAAGAAGACAUCCUUGAAUUGAUUUAUGUGAAACUUGUGAUUUUUAUCUGAGCGAAAUCAAGAUGUCAACCUUAUUGGUCAUAUUAUCGUUAUCGCGUCUCCACUUUCGUUAAUGCUGGUAUUGAUAUGGUGAUGGUCCUUCAUUUAUGAAAUAGCCGUUUCAUGUAUAAUAAUACAUUUAUGAAAGAGUCGGAGUUUCAUGUUCGAUCAGGGGAAACACCAAUAGCCAGAAUUGGCGACGUUGUUAAGCAAUAUUAGGAAUGAAGUUUGCUGCUGAAGAUUUCAAUUUCCUUUAACUGAUAGCUCUUUGCUGGUUAUGGUUAAUUUCAAG
Medicago truncatula (barrel medic) is the source of this 4270-nucleotide messenger RNA. RefSeq names its product putative disease resistance protein RGA1. Gene Ontology annotation, molecular function: ADP binding. The record is from RefSeq and is a predicted model, not a curated record. Bases 120 to 3071 code for a protein of 983 amino acids. Lineage: Eukaryota; Viridiplantae; Streptophyta; Magnoliopsida; Fabales; Fabaceae. The transcript is spliced from 7 exons.